AUGUAUUUUAGCCAUCGUCCCCCUUUUAAAGUUUAUCAAGAUCGUUAGUUGCAACGUAAUGUCCAUAUUUUGUGAUCUACAUAUUGUCUUGCGCGUGCUGCUUUAGCCUCUUCCAUGCAUGGCCGACUGGGACUCAGUUUUAAUUGUUUUCUUCAACAGCGGUACAGCGAUUCUUGGCAGUUGUGCCAACCUUCUGAUCAUAAUUUCAUUCUUUGUGUUUAACUCGUCAAGACAACCCACAGAGAUCCUUCUUAUCAAUCUGUCUCUGGCUGAUUUCCUGGUCUGUGCAGGCUACCAACCUCUUUUGGUGCUCAAGUUCAAAAAUUAUGGCGUAAGUCAAGUGUACAUGUCAUUCAUCGGCCAUAGCGUAAUAACUGCCUCCAUGAGUGGUUUAUUGGCUGUGAAUUUCGAUCGCUUCUCGGCCAUAUAUUUUCCUUACAAAUAUAUAACCUGGGUGACUGAAAAAAACACUAUUUCGCUGGUGACAAUUUCAUGGAUGAUAUCUCUCUCCGCUGGCUUGCUAAUUGUAAGCAACUUUUCAAUCGCCGUACAUAUCUUCCACUUGUACAUCAGCCUCAUAAUCGUGCUGGUUCCCCUCAUGUAUAGUGUCAUAUACAGGGAAGCAAGAAAGCAGGCGCGACGCAUCGUUAGCCAGACUGCAAAUCAAUUUCCAUAUCGAAACAUUAUGGUUGACAGGGCCACUAGAGGGGUUGGGCUGGUGCUGAUAACUACUCUGACGUGUUGGCUUCCGGGGAUUGUAUCUCCAGCGAUCGUUGCAUCUUUAAAAAACCAUGAAGAGAUACGGAAGGUCGUGUUUAGCUGUCUCACGGCCAUCUGUGCCAAUUCCUGCAUCAAUCCAUUCAUCUACGUUUACAAGUUUUCGAAAUUUCGCCGCAGUGUAAGGAAGUUGAUUCAAAGGAUUCUCGAGGGUGCUUCCAGAAGGUUACCUCCGACCCUCAUCGGCCAAAAUAGAUUCAUUCCGACCCUCAUUGGCCAAAAUAGAGUCAUUCCGACAUAACAAGCUUUGGAAGAGUCUGAACUCUCUGGCCCUAUUUCUCAGCAGGCGGUGGAAAGGGU
This is a messenger RNA of Pocillopora damicornis (cauliflower coral), 1077 nucleotides long. RefSeq names its product trace amine-associated receptor 7d-like. The record is from RefSeq and is a predicted model, not a curated record. NCBI's taxonomy places the organism in Eukaryota, Metazoa, Cnidaria, Anthozoa, Scleractinia, Pocilloporidae.